AUGAGCUCUCACGUAGCUCCAUUCUUGCUCGCCGCGUCUUCUUCUUCUUCUGCCCCUGUUGCAGCCUCUUUCCGCUACCCGUUUAUCACCCUCGGCCCACUCUUUCUGCGCACCGCGUCGCGUCUGGCGCUGGUCCGGAACUGGCAAUUGCAUCCCUGCAAAAAAUCCGCCAUCCAGGGUCUCCGUCACUUUGGCUCUACCAAUUCUGCCCCUCCAAAUUCAUCGGCUGCCCCUCCGUUCAUCAACAACGUCAAAGUCAGAGUCACAAACCGCAUUCUCAAAGCACCAACCUCUCGACUGAUUCAUACCACCCCGGACGCCUUCGCCAUGGCUGAGACUGGGGCCAUCGACACGCUGGCGAGCCAGGUCGGCAGCAUUUCUCUGUCAGACGCUGCUGUCACCUACCCCAAGGCGCAUCCUCACACCAACCCUCUCGAUCUCUGGAGAAUCCACAUUGCCGACACUCUUUCCAAGAUCUCGGGAGUCGAAAAGUCCAUCAUCUUCCCGGUGAUUGCGUGGACCCAGUCGCUGGACAAGGGCGACUUCAUCAUUGCUGUGCCUGCUCUGCGCAUCAAGGGAGCAAAGCCAGAUGCCCUGGCAGCCGAGUGGGCUGACAAGUGGCCUGAGGAUGAUCCUCUCGUCAAGAAGCCCGAGCCUAGCAAGAGCUUCCUCUCUUUCUACAUCAAGGGCACCCCGGCGACGCAAGCUGUUUUGAAAGUGAUUCGCGAACAGGGAGCUGACUACGGCAAGGCUGCUUUUGAUGGCCUGCGAGAUCCCCAAGAUCCUUCCAAGGGUCGCAAGAAGAUAAUUGUCGAGUUCUCUUCUCCCAACGUGGCGAAGCCGUUCCACGCUGGGCACCUGCGUUCCACCAUCAUCGGUGGCUUCCUGAGCAACCUAUAUGAGGCAGCCGGGUGGGAUGUGAAGCGAAUUAACUAUCUCGGUGAUUGGGGUAAACAGUACGGACUUCUCGCUUUGGCGUACGAGAAAUACGGAGAUGAUGCAGAGUUAAAGCGCGAUCCUAUCGAUCAUCUGUUCAAGCUAUACGUCCGCAUCAACGCCGAAAUGUCAGCGGAGAAGGAGAAUAUUGAAGCAGAGAAAAAGGAGGGCAAGGAUGUCGCCGAACUCGAGGCCACAAGUCUCGAUGAGCAGGCACGUAGAUAUUUCAAGAUGAUGGUGGACGGCGACGAAGCCGCCCUCUCCCAAUGGAGGCACUUUCGCGAUCUGUCUAUCGACAAGUACAAACAAACGUAUGCUCGCCUCAACAUUCGAUUUGAUGAGUACAGUGGCGAAAGUCAGGUCACAGAAGAGGCCAUGGCCAAGACUGGCGGUGAGAUGACGGAACGUGGCAUUAGUGAGAACGACAACGGCUCGGUCCUCGUUGACUUCACAAAGCACGUCAACGGCAAAGAGGGUAAGCAGCUCGGCAAGGCUGUCCUUCGGAAGAGGGACGGCACCGCUUUGUACCUGACCCGUGAUGUCAGUGAGCUGAAGGGCCGCCAUGAAAAAUACAGCUUUGACAGGAUGUUGUACGUUGUCGCGUCUCAGCAAGAGCUCCACCUCAAGCAACUGUUCAAGAUCACGGAGCUCCUCGGAUACGAAGAUAUUAGGAAAAAAUGCCAGCACAUCUCCUUCGGCAUGGUUCUCGGCAUGAGCACACGAAAGGGAACUGUCAAAUUCUUGAACGAUAUUCUCCGUGAUGUUGGCGAUCAUAUGCACGAAGUCAUGAAGCGCAACGAGGAUAAGAUCAAUAACUACAACUUCAACAUGGAAGCGAUGACCUCCUUUGAAGGUGACACCGGCCCUUACCUGCAGUACGCCCACGCUCGCCUGUGCUCGAUCCGCCGCAGGGCGGAUCUUACUGAUGCCGAGAUUGCGUCGGCCGAUCUCAGCCUCCUCACCGAGGAGCAUGCAAUCAACGUCGUUCGCUAUCUGUCCCAGUGGCCCGAUGUCUUCCAGAACACACUGAAGACCCUCGAGCCCACUACUGUCCUCACGUACCUGUUCCGCAUGACACACGUCAUCAGCAGCAGUUACGACCAUCUUCAGGUUGUUGGCAGUGAGCCCGAGCUGAAGAAGGCCCGCAUGGCUCUCUACGACGCGGCUAGGAUCGUCUUGCACAAUGCCAUGUCGCUGCUGGGCCUGUCGCCGGUUGAACGUAUGUAA
Molecule: messenger RNA, 2163 nt
Organism: Emericellopsis cladophorae
Lineage: Eukaryota; Fungi; Ascomycota; Sordariomycetes; Hypocreales; Bionectriaceae
Product: Arginine--tRNA ligase
Exons: 13
Coding region: 1-2163 (720 amino acids)
Biological process (GO): mitochondrial translation; arginyl-tRNA aminoacylation
Cellular component (GO): cytoplasm; mitochondrion
Molecular function (GO): ATP binding; arginine-tRNA ligase activity
Source: RefSeq, a predicted model, not a curated record